Molecule: messenger RNA, 450 nt
Organism: Nycticebus coucang (slow loris)
Lineage: Eukaryota; Metazoa; Chordata; Mammalia; Primates; Lorisidae
Gene: OOSP4B
Product: oocyte secreted protein family member 4B
Exons: 4
Coding region: 1-450 (149 amino acids)
Source: RefSeq, a predicted model, not a curated record
AUGAAGACCUCUGUCCUCUUAGCAAUAACUUCAAUGUGCUCUGAAGAUUGGUUGGUAGUCAGAAUCAAAAGAAGGCUGUCUGAUCAUGGCACGGACGUUAGAGGAAGCGACCUAUACCUGGGAGAUAACUGUCCUGUAACAAGACUGCUGUCGUUCAACUACGAGUUUUCUUAUUCUGUCACUCACUGCGGCAUCAGGAAAAUAGUGGUCCAAGGGAAUGAUGUUAUAUUAUCUGAGAUCAAUUAUAGACCAACGUUGGAUACCAUCUACGAAUUUCCAAUGGUUUGCUUUGUGAAGAGGCAUAAAUUCCCAUCUUUAUUGCAUUUUGGGAUGAAUGUGUACAAUGUCAACGUUGUGGGUGAUGGCCCUGAAAGAGCAAACAAAGGGCAAGCAUCCUCGGCCCCUUUCUGGAGUAAAAUAUGCGAUCCUGAUCCUGGGCAGCAUUUAUAG